Molecule: messenger RNA, 426 nt
Organism: Prorocentrum cordatum
Lineage: Eukaryota; Dinophyceae; Prorocentrales; Prorocentraceae
Source: the annotation of a GenBank genome assembly
AUGGAGUUCGGGCCGGAGGACGAUCGGCACGAGGUAGGGGUCGAGCUCGGCAACGGCGCCACGGGGCGGGUGUUUGCCUGCAGACGUCUGCGCACUGGAGAGGAGUUCGCCGUGAAGGUCGUCGACUUGCAGCGCCUGGCGCUGCUGGGCGACCUGGACAGCCACCUGGCCAAGCUGAACAGGGAGGUAGACAUCCUCCAGCACCUCCACCACUCGAGAAUAGUGAAUCUCCACCGGGUCUAUAGCACUGGGAGCUGCUAUUUCCUGGUCAUGGAGCGUGUCUGGGGCGGCGAGCUCUUCCAGCAGAUCGUGCAGAAGAAGAGCCUGAGCGAGCCAGAGGCCAGGUACGUCUUCCGCCAGCUUCUUGAGGGCGUGAGCUACAUGCACACUAGGGGCGUCAUGGGGGCCGGCGCGGUUCCACCGUGA